AUGAUUAGUAAUAUUAUUGAUGCAGAAAAAUUAAAUGAUGAUGUUGAUGAAAAAACGGCUGAUGAUGAAGAUAAAACUGAAGUUCUGGUUACUGUCGAAAAUUUACCAUCGAAAUCAAUGGUACAACAAAAUAAAAAGAAACGGAAUAAAGGCGUUUUCAAUAAAGAAUGGUUAAAAAUUGCCAAAUAUCAACGAUAUUUAAAAGAUUCAUGGACAUCCUUUUUUACUGUUUUAGGAAUAAUUGAUUUAAUUGAUGAUGCUGAUGAAUCAGCAAUUAAAAUUUUUGCGAAUGCACGUCAAUUCCUUUUGGAUAAUGGUUUAGAUAUGCAUGGAUUAACAGUAUUAGGAGCUGAUAACACGAACGUCAAUGUGGGUCAUAAUCAUUCAGUUUAUUCAUUAUUUAAAGAUGAAGUACCUGAUAUUCUGAAAGGCAAUUGUUACAAUCAUAUAUUACACAAUUCUGUUAAACAUGCUCAUCUUGUGUUGACAAUUGAUAUUGAACAAAUAUUACUUUCUAUAUAUUCUCAUUUUUCACGUUCUGCAAAGCGAGUAAAUGAACUACAACAAUAUUAUGAAUUCUAUGAACAAGAUUUUAAAAACGAAAAUAUUGAAGCUUUAACAUGGAAUCAAGUUAUUCAAUUUGUUGAUAUGUUAAAAAUAAAAGACUUGAAUGAAGAUUGUUUAUUCGAUGAAUUUACAAACAUAAAAUUAAUAUUUAAAACUAUAUCAGAUCAAAGUGUUCCAAUUUUUAAUCAAGUUCAAGCAUUUAGAAGUCGUAUGACAACAGAACUUAUAUCAGCUGAAUUAAAAAUACGUUUAAAUUCAACUUUAUCAUGUACUGAAUUAUAUAAAUAUAUAUUAAGUAGUGAAUAUUUAUUACGAGCUAUUAAAUCAAAUGAAAAGUAUACAUUCAAAAGAAAAUGUGUUCAAUAA
Molecule: messenger RNA, 933 nt
Organism: Rotaria sp. Silwood1
Lineage: Eukaryota; Metazoa; Rotifera; Eurotatoria; Philodinida; Philodinidae
Source: the annotation of a GenBank genome assembly